AUACAAAAAAAAAAAAAAAGACAGGUGCACCUCUUAUCAAAUCAGUUACCAACAGGUGGCGCUGUGCAUCAUGCUGUUUGAAUUCUUCCCACCGGAGCCAUUUAUCAGACGGACAAACACACCGGAAGUCCUCGACUGGAAGCUAGCUGCGCUUCGGUGCGCGUUUUUGUAUUGUUUUUCCGCCCACAAUGUCUGCUAAACUAAACGCUUUAAAUAGUGAUACUUACACUGAGAUUAGUCAGUACAGAGAUCAGCAUUUUAAGGGUAAUCGAUAUGAACAAGAGAAGCUACUAAAGCAGAGCAACACUUUGUAUGUUGGGAACCUGUCCUUUUACACCACAGAGGAGCAGGUACAUGAGCUGUUUGCUAAAUGUGGUGAUGUGAAACGCAUCAUCAUCGGUCUGGAUAAAGUCAAGAAGACAGCCUGUGGGUUCUGCUUUGUCGAAUACUACACACGAGGAGACGCUGAGAACGCCAUGCGCUUCGUUAACGGCACCCGACUGGACGACCGCAUCAUCCGGACCGACUGGGACGCAGGCUUCAAGGAGGGCCGGCAGUACGGCCGCGGGAAAUCUGGAGGACAGGUGAGAGACGAGUACAGGCAGGACUACGACCCGGCCAGAGGCGGCUACGGUAAGCUGGCUCAGCAGCAUCGAUCCACAGAUGUACGCAAUUCGUUUUAGACUCGGUCCCAGCGGCGGUCUGCUUGGACUCCACUUGGAAGAGAACAUGCCAACAACAUCCUACAGAAAAAAAAAGAAAAGCAAACAAAACUCUGGACAUUUUUAUAUCUGAAGCUUCAAGGUGGACAACUCGGACACGAAGUCACCAACAAUAAGAAUGUCCACAGUGGCUUUUAUUCAUGCUCGUCAGGUUUAAACCAUUGUCCAAUGUAGCACAGGCUGGAGGAAAUUCAAACCAGAUAUUUUUUCUGUUUUGACAAUAAUGUUUUAAAACACUCAGAUUAAUAUUUCAUCGAGCCAUUUCUGUGUAUUUCUAAUAGGAAUAAUAGAAACAGUGGAUUUAUUAGUUUACUUGAAUGAAAGUUUGUCACAAAUGAGCUAUGAUUUUUUUUUCCAAUAAAAUGUUUUUGUUUAAGAGAUUUUGACUAUGAAUUAAUUGUUUUAUUAUUAUUUUAAAUUGGGGUGGUAAAUGCACACUUUUAAAACCACAGCGACAAAUUUGUGAUAAAUUUCUGUUUGUGACAUUUUAAUAUCUGAGCUGUCGACAGUUUACUGGCUUCAGACUUUGUUACGAACCGUCUGUUUAUGUUUAGAGCUUUAAGUGCAAAGCCUGGAAAUAAUAAAAAAAGAUUUGAAGUCC
Messenger RNA from Austrofundulus limnaeus, 1323 nucleotides. It is a transcript of the gene ncbp2, whose product is annotated as nuclear cap binding protein subunit 2. Lineage: Eukaryota; Metazoa; Chordata; Actinopteri; Cyprinodontiformes; Rivulidae. Gene Ontology annotation, biological process: mRNA cis splicing, via spliceosome. Gene Ontology annotation, cellular component: nuclear cap binding complex. Gene Ontology annotation, molecular function: RNA cap binding. The record is from RefSeq and is a predicted model, not a curated record.